CUCCUCACAAACCUAUAUGUGUAUAUAUAGAUAUAGAUACACAAGAGAGGCUUCUUACAGAGACUUCAUCAUCAUCACCUCUUAAAUCCACUUAUAUAAAUCUAUUGGUUUAACAUAUAUUGGCAAAGAUCGAGUUAGCUUUGAUAUAUAGAAUGGCGAGCGUUGGUGGCGCUGCCGGAGCUGUGUGUUGGGUCUUAGUAGUGUUGGUGGGUUCGGCUGUGCCGAGCUUGGCCGCCGUUUACACCGUCGGCGAGGCGAGUGGAUGGACGAUCGGCGCUGAUUACAGCACCUGGACUAGUGACAAGACCUUCUCCGUCGGCGACAGUCUCGUGUUCAACUAUGGAAGCGGCCACACGGUGGAUGAAGUGAGCGAAAGCGAUUACAAGACGUGCACUGUCGGCAACGCGCUCACAACCGACAGCAGCGGCGCCACCACCGUCGCUCUCAAGACUGCCGGCACGCAUUACUUCAUAUGCGGCGUGGUGGGCCACUGCGGCAGUGGCAUGAAGCUAGCCGUCACAGUCGCCGCCGCAGGAGGACCCUCCACCACACCCUCGUCCGGAAGUGCCUCUCCCGACGCCCCCACAACCACCACUUCCCGGGCUCCGCCCACGACCACGGUCACCACGCCGUCUGCGCACAAUUCUCCGGCAUCGAUGUCUUCCUCACAGAUUGCAGGCCCGUCUCCUCUCGUAGCUACACUCACUGUUUCCUGGAUUGCGUUGUUCAAGUUUGUUCUUCGAUGGAUUUAAUUUUGCAUGGAGACAGUGGUCUGGAUUUGUCGAUCUCUCAGGAUCAUAUUGAGAUUUUCUUCUUGUUGUACGUUAAUCAUGAUUAGUGAUGAUCGAACUGAGUAGGGUGUUUGCGA
Molecule: messenger RNA, 868 nt
Organism: Diospyros lotus (date-plum)
Lineage: Eukaryota; Viridiplantae; Streptophyta; Magnoliopsida; Ericales; Ebenaceae
Product: blue copper protein-like
Exons: 2
Coding region: 153-752 (199 amino acids)
Cellular component (GO): plasma membrane
Molecular function (GO): electron transfer activity
Source: RefSeq, a predicted model, not a curated record